Molecule: messenger RNA, 1539 nt
Organism: Neoarthrinium moseri
Lineage: Eukaryota; Fungi; Ascomycota; Sordariomycetes; Amphisphaeriales; Apiosporaceae
Exons: 4
Coding region: 1-1539 (512 amino acids)
Biological process (GO): triglyceride biosynthetic process
Cellular component (GO): endoplasmic reticulum membrane
Molecular function (GO): diacylglycerol O-acyltransferase activity
Source: RefSeq, a predicted model, not a curated record
AUGGAGUCUGCAACGACGACGGGCGUGGAGACCGCCACCGUUCCCGCCUCGCUGCGUCGAUCCAAUCCGGCUGCAAGUGACAUUGCUUCCAAUGCAGCUGCAGCAUCCAAUGGCAAGGCGGCCGAGGGCGCCACGAGAAUCUGGAAAUACAGGCACGUCGCUGCCGUUCACUCCAAAUCUCGGCCGUCGACCUUGAGCCAUGACUCAGACAGCACCCCGAGCUUUCUAGGAUUCCGAAAUCUCAUGGUGAUAGUUCUUGUCGCUGGCAACCUCAGAUUGGUCAUUGAGAAUCUUCAAAAAUAUGGCAAUUUGAUAUGUUUGACUUGCCAUGAUAUUCGCCGACACGACCUCCUCCUCGGGCUCGGGCUCUACUUCUUGAUUCCAUGCUUCCUCUGGGUUGCACUCUCGAUCGAGCUGUUCGCUGCACAGCAGGCGAAGGCAUCGCGGGCCUUGAGUGCCCGUCAAGGCGGCACAGCCAGUCCGACCGUGGACCAGACUCAGGUCUUCCGGGCCAUGUGGAUUCGAGUUCGGUGGCUGCAUGGCAUCAAUGCAUCCCUCGCCUUGAGUAUCACGAGCUGGGUGGUGUACAACUACAUUCACCACCCACUGAUUGGCACUGCUACCGAGAUACAUGCCAUAAUUGUUUGGCUGAAGACGGCGUCAUACGCGCUUACAAACAGAGACCUGCGACAUGCGUAUCUGCACCCCGUCAAGGGAGAACUGGCGGCCCUGCCAGAGAUAUACGCCCAGUGUCCGUAUCCACAAAAUAUCACCAUGGAAAACUUGGCGUACUUCUGGUGGGCACCUACCUUGAUCUACCAGCCAGUGUAUCCGCGGACGGAAAAUAUCAGAUGGAAGUACGUGCUCAAGCGACUUGGCGAGGUUGUAUGCCUGAGCGUCUUCAUCUGGUUCUGCAGUGCCCAAUACGCAGCUCCGGUCUUGGAAAACUCUCUCGCCAGCAUCGAAACACUGAAGUUUGCAUCUAUCGUCGAGCGGAUCUUGAAACUGUCGACGAUAUCUUUGGUCAUCUGGCUGGCCGGGUUCUUUGCCAUAUUCCAGUCCGCACUGAAUGCGCUCGCUGAGAUAACGAGAUUCGGGGACAGAACUUUCUAUGCCGACUGGUGGAAUGCUACCAGCUUGCGUGAUUACUGGAACCUAUGGAACAAGCCAGUCCAUGCCUUCAUGAGAAGACAUGUGUACUCUCCAAUGAUGGGACGAGGGUACGGCCAAAACCUGAGCUUCCUUGCCGUCUUCACUGUCUCGGCGAUAUUGCACGAGAUGGCAGUCGGCGUACCGACUCACAAUAUUCUGGGUGUGGCAUUCCUGGGUAUGAUGUUCCAGCUCCCCCUCAUUGUGGUGACAGACUGGGUCAAGAGGGCCGUAGGUGAACCCAGGGGAAAGAUAAUUGGUAAUUGCGUAUUCUGGGUUACGUUCACGAUCCUGGGACAGCCGCUCGCCGCCUUGAUCUACUAUUAUGCAUGGCAGGCCAAGUAUGGAAGUGUGAGCAAGCAAGUCACCACUUAUAUACCUUCUCAUUGA